Acytostelium subglobosum LB1 is the source of this 1479-nucleotide messenger RNA. RefSeq lists its product as hypothetical. Bases 1 to 1479 code for a protein of 492 amino acids. The transcript is spliced from 2 exons. NCBI's taxonomy places the organism in Eukaryota, Evosea, Eumycetozoa, Acytosteliales, Acytosteliaceae. The record is from RefSeq and is a predicted model, not a curated record. Gene Ontology annotation, molecular function: protein binding.
AUGAGUAGUAGUGAUAGAGAGAAUGGUAAUGAAUGCUUCAAGUUGAAGCAAUAUGAUCAGGCUAAGGAGUGGUAUAGUAAGGCAAUAGAGAAGGAUCAAUUGGAUUAUCUGGCAUUGACAAAUAGGAGUAUUGUAAACUAUCAACUGGAGAGUUAUGAGUCGGCAACAGAUGAUGCCAACAAGGCAAUUGCAAUCAAUGGACAAUGGUAUAAGGCUUAUGUUAGGAAGGCAAAGGCAUUGAAACAACUACAAGCAUAUAGAGAUGCUAUCGAUUGUCUUGAAUUGGCACUCUCACUACUCGAGAACAACAACGUAGUUGUUGACAAGACUUUGAUAGCAAUGAUCAACACUGAGUUGACAGGUGUAUAUACUACAUUGAUUGACACAAGGUACAAGACCAUCACUCAAGGAAUGGACGUGUAUGUUGAGUACAUUGAUAAGAUCAAGGGCAAGGGUGUGAUGGCAAGGUGUAGCAAGAAGAGUAAUCAAGAGUUGUUCAAUGAGUCACCAUUGGUAUCGAGCAUAUCGUAUGAAUAUAUUGGUGAUGACAUGUAUAGACACUGCUCUCACUGUUUGGCAACAGACUUGGAUGUCAGACUCUUUGGCGAAAAGGACAAGGCCGUUCACUCUAUGAUCUAUGGACAAUCUCCACCGCCAAGACAUAUGAAGAAAUGUGAUGGCGAGGCUUGCAAAGAAUGGUUCUGCUCUGAUAAAUGUUGUUUGGAUGCAUGGGACAAGUAUCAUUCGAUUGUGUGCUCUCCAUCUACACGCGAACACAUUGAUCAAUUCCAUUCACAAUGCAAGAAGUACAAACAGACCAAUCCAUUGGUCAUUCUAAAGAUGUUUACAAUGAUUGUUUCCAAUGUGAUUCAACACAACAUGAUGAUACAAGAUGCUCUGUUACCAUUCACCAGCUUCAUAUCCAAUGGUCAAUGGCAGACGGCACAUGACGAAGAGAUGCUCACUCUCAUCAAUCUGAUGCUGUCGGAGAAGUGUUCGACGCGACAAGACCUCACAACAAACCUGUUUACAAUCGAGAGAUAUAGACAGUUCAACGCGAUCAUACAGUGCAAUGCAUCAAGAAUACAUCCGCCCUCAGAUGUACAUUUGUUGGUCAAUGACAUGGUGGCAAAGACACCUCUCAGUGUCGACUAUAUCGAGUUGCCACCAGGUACAAAGAUACCAAUUGAUGAGCUUGGCAACUAUCUGGAACGAAUGGAUCGGUUAUCUAUCAAUGGCAGUGGCCUAUUCCCCAUCACCAACAGUUGCAAUCACAAUUGUGAUCCAAAUGCUGUGGUCACCUACUCGAGCAACAACAACACGGUUACAAUGCGCACAUUGCGCCAGAUAAUGCCAGGCGACUCGAUAGAGAUAUCCUACAUUGAUGAGGACCAGUCACGACCACAAAGACAAAGGCAACUGUUGGAGAAGUACUUGUUCCGAUGUGGAUGUAGGAAAUGUACAAUUGGAAGAGAUUAA